GCUGCCUUUGGAGCCCACAGCAGGCAGGAAAGGCACAGCUAUCUGCCUGCUGGAUUUACCGUGCCUGGAGGCUCUCUCCUCUUGCAAUGCACUGGCUGUGCUACGCCCUUCCCUUGGUGAUGCUGCUGGGUGCCAGCCCUGGAAGCCUCAGCACAGUGAAUCCAUGCUGCUAUUUCCCAUGCCAACACAAGGGCGUGUGUGUCCGGGUCGGCACAGAGGGCUACGAAUGCGAUUGCACCAGGACUGGCUACUUUGGCACAAACUGCUCUCUGCCGGAGUUCUGGACGCGGCUGCGCGAUGCCCUGAAGCCGAGCCCAGCCUUCUAUCAUUUCAUCCUGACUCACUUCCAGUGGUUCUGGACCAUUGUAAACAACACCUUCAUCCGGGACACUUUGAUGCGUUUGGUGCUGACAGUCCGAGCCAAUCUCAUCCCCAGUCCACCCACGUACAAUUCCGCCCACGGCUACAUCAGCUGGGAGUCCUACGCCAAUGUCAGCUAUUUCACUAGGGUGCUCCCACCGGUGCCCAUCGACUGCCCCACGCCAAUGGGAACAAAAGGGCCGCCACAGCUUCCUGAUGCACAGCUGGUAGCUGAAGAGUUUUUCCUGCGCAAGAAAUUCCAUCCGGACCCCCAGGGGACAAACUUGAUGUUUGCGUUCUUUGCCCAACACUUCACUCACCAGUUCUUCAAGACGUCUGGGAAGAUGGGCCAUGGCUUCACUAGGGCUCUGGGCCAUGGGGUGGAUCUUGGACAUUUAUAUGGAGACAACUUGGAACGCCAACAUGAACUGAGGCUCUUCCGAGAUGGGAAGUUGAAAUACCAGGUGGUGAAAGGGGAAAUUUAUCCCCCGACGGUGCUGGACGCCCCCGUUCACAUGAUCUACCCAAAGCACAUCCCCGCAGAGAAGCAGCUGGCUGUGGGCCAGGAGGUGUUUGGGCUGCUCCCGGGACUCAUGAUGUAUGCCACCAUUUGGCUCCGCGAGCACAACCGCGUCUGUGACCUUCUCAAGCAGGACCACCCCGCCUGGGAUGAUGAGCAGCUCUUCCAGACCGCAAGGCUCAUUCUUAUUGGUGAGACCAUCAAGAUCGUCAUUGAGGACUACGUCCAGCAUCUGAGUGGCUACUUCCUACAGCUGAAGUUUGACCCAGAACUCCUCUUUGGAGUCCAGUUCCAGUACCGGAACCGCAUUGCAGUGGAAUUCAACCAGCUCUACCAUUGGCAUCCACUGAUGCCAGAUACCUUCAAGAUCCAGGAUCAAGAGUACAGCUACAACCAGUUUGUCUACAACACCACUAUGCUGAUGGACUAUGGAGUGGAGGCCCUUGUAGAUGCCUUCUCCAGGCAGCGAGCUGGGCAGAUUGGUGGGGUACCGAACAUCCACAAGCAGCUUCUUAAAGUGGCCAUUGGAGUCAUUGAGGAGUCAAGGCUGCUGCGCCUCCAGCCCUUCAACGAGUACCGAAAGAGGUUUGGCAUGAAGCCCUAUGCCUCCUUCCAGGAGCUGACAGGUGAAGAAGAAACUGCUGCCAAACUGGAGGCCCUGUACAGAGACAUUGAUGCCCUUGAGUUCUAUCCAGGUCUGCUGGUGGAGAAGAGCCAGCACAACUCGAUUUUCGGCGAGAGCAUGGUGGAGAUCGGGGCCCCCUUCUCCUUGAAGGGUCUCUUUGGGAACCCCAUCUGCUCCCCAGAGUACUGGAAGCCCAGCACCUUUGGUGGUGAGGCUGGCUUCCAGCUGGUGAACACGGCCUCGCUCCAGAAACUGGUGUGCCUCAAUGUGAAGAGGUGUCCCUACGUGGGCUUCCGGGUUCCUGGCAGUGGUGGAGAGGAUGCCGUUGUGCUUGCGAGGGAGAAGGGGCCAUCGGAUGAGCUCUAGGACCGCAGCGGGGGCAGAGGGCAGGGGCUGCUCCUUGGCUCGGCUGUGGUCCAGCCAGUGGCAGGUGGCAAGGAGCGGUUGUAGACUGGCUGGCUGGUGGGGAGGAAGGGAGAGAGCGGAACAGCAUCCUUUCUCAUCACACACCUGGAAAUGCAUUUUGGAGGGUUAGGUUCAGAGAGGAGAAAUAAAAGGAGUGCAGUUUACUGGGAGAAAGGGAAAGCCUUUUGUGGUCUGCCUGUCCUCUGCCCAGUCAGCUUCCUCUUUCCUUCCCACCUUCUUCUUCAAAGCUCAUUUUGGCCUGUCACAUGCAGCAGAAAAACACAUAUUACAGGGAUGCUGUUGGGCACCAAGACCUUUCGCCACAUAGCCCAAAUCACCUGCUCCUCCUUGCUUUCAACUUUGAUGUUUAUUUGUUUUACUUUGCUUUCUAUAAGGGCUGGGCACUGCUGGGGAGCUCCCCAGCCACCUGUCCUGUUAACGUCCCAGUUGUCUAGACAUAAAAACCAGCCCAACACAUUAUAUGCAGACUUAUGUCUACUUCAUCAUAUGCCAUGGGUUCCAAUUGUAUCUUUCAUCCCCUGGAGCCUGUUCCCAAAGAUGUUUCCAUAAAAUCUCUAGAGGAAAAUAUAGAAUUGCAGAACCAUGAAGUGGUAGGGUUGGAAGGGACCCCAAAG
Messenger RNA from Lacerta agilis (Sand lizard), 2545 nucleotides. RefSeq names its product prostaglandin-endoperoxide synthase 1 (gene PTGS1). Gene Ontology annotation, cellular component: cytoplasm; neuron projection. The record is from RefSeq and is a predicted model, not a curated record. Lineage: Eukaryota; Metazoa; Chordata; Lepidosauria; Squamata; Lacertidae. The transcript has 11 exons. Gene Ontology annotation, biological process: response to oxidative stress; cyclooxygenase pathway. Gene Ontology annotation, molecular function: peroxidase activity; prostaglandin-endoperoxide synthase activity; heme binding. The coding region runs from base 87 to 1871 and encodes 594 amino acids.